Anopheles merus is the source of this 1569-nucleotide messenger RNA. RefSeq lists its product as uncharacterized. The transcript is spliced from 3 exons. The record is from RefSeq and is a predicted model, not a curated record. NCBI's taxonomy places the organism in Eukaryota, Metazoa, Arthropoda, Insecta, Diptera, Culicidae. The coding region runs from base 434 to 931 and encodes 165 amino acids.
CAUUGUAGUCCCACAGAACACAAAGUUGUGAACGUCCGGAUGAAAAAACAUACUGAGCUAAAGACCAUUCAGCAGCGCACAAAACUCCAGUGUUUCGGUUAGCUUAUGCACCAUCCGUUCCCAAGUUAUCCCCAUUUCAUUGUAUCGAGGUGAUUAGCUACAGCUCUCGAAUUAGCUACAUUCCAUCGUUUCGAGGUGAUUCAUCAUCCCAGCGACUAGCUGGUUGUCGCCAAGAUUAGGAUAACACAGCGGCAUUGGUCAGGAAACAGCCCCACUAAAUCAGCAAUCGGCAGCUGCAUCUGCAGCUGCUAUAUGCAGCAGUUGCGCAGCACCCGAAUUACGAAUGGCCACCAACCGUUUACAGCUAGCACCCGAUCGUGGCGGUAGUAGCCAGUCACCACUCUUCGCAUUAUAAUCUUAGCAGUCACAAAAGAUGGGAUUGCCGACGUUUUUAAAUUUUAACAAAAACAUCCAAAAACACGCCAAGACCGUGGGUGUAAUAUUGACGCUUUACACGAUCUUCACUCUGCUUAUCGGAGUGGCGUGGUUAAUUGAGAUCAAAGAGCAGGCCAGCCUGUACAAGUUAGAUUUUCGCGUGGACUUAACCGGAAUCCGAACAAUCAACCCGAGGACGGCCGGCUUUUGGGAGAAGGAAGGCUUCCUCGUCAUGGGCAUUGGGUUCGCGAUCCUUGCAGUACUGUACUGGAUCACAUACCUCAUGCGUCAACGGUUGCUCCUCGCAGUGUUUAUCGGACUUUUGGUCAUAAUUAUCACGCUUAACAUCAUCGGGAUGGUAGCCGCGGGGCUGAAGCUGAAAUUCGUGUUAGCGUGCGUAGUGAUGUUCGGUCUCCCCGUCAACGUGUACAUGCUGGUGGUGGCGCUGCAACUGCAUAAAUCAAAAUUCAUAUUUACCACGCGACAGCAAGGAUAAAGGAGUCUAAGAGUGUGUGUUUGUUUCCCCGUGAGGCGAUCGUUGUAGUACAGCAUGUCCACCCAUAAGCCAGCGUUGUCAAACUUGUGUUAUCCACAAAAUUUUUGUUGCCUUUCAACACACUCAUUAGCCGUUUUUCGUUUAAUAUAAUCUUGUUUAUUGUUCAUUUAUGAAAAGGCCAAAGUUCAGAAACUGACAUAGACCGAACUAAUGGAAGAUUGUCCUUUAUCGUGAGCUAUUGAAGAGAAUAAAAAUGGAUGCGUAGAUGAGCGAUGACCCUUUGCAAACAAUUGUUUUUCUUUCGUUUCGCAUUUUGUGGCUCUAUUCUCAAUAAAAGCCUCAGAUCUAAUGCCUCAUUCCGAUGCCGUCGUUCGGAAACGAACAAUCGGGAGCCAAGCGAAGCCGGCAAGAGCACUCUCACGUCUUGUGUGGAGGGGUGAGUCAGCUGCACAAAAUAUGCACAGACGGUGUGCGCAACAAAUGCAGCCCCCGGGGCAUUGGUUCACGUACAGUGGGAUUGGGUGAGUUUGUCGGGUGGUUAUAGUUUUUUUUUCCUCAAUUAAACUCGCUGGUUGAUAAGUCCAGACGUAUUACGUACAAUAAAUAAUACAGUUCAAUAAUGGUGUAAACCUGACAUG